AUGGCUUAUGUGAAGAUGAGAUGGAUAUAUAUUUCCCUGGUGGUCCUGGGAGCCCUUUGUCUGUACUUUAGCCUGGAUGGUCUGAGUCCUUUCAAAGGCGAACCAUUGGUUUUCAAGAACGAAGCUGGGAACUUCCUUCAGCUCCCAGAUAUAGACUGCAGGCAGGAUCCCCCCUUCCUUGUCCUGCUGGUGACUUCAUCCCACGAGCAGACGUUGGCCCGCUCGGCCAUCCGGAGCGCGUGGGGGAGAGAAAAGAUCGUGAGGGGAAAACGAAUAAAAACGUUCUUCCUCCUGGGAACCAGCCCCAGUAAGGACAUGUCGAGAGCAGUGGCCCAGGAGAGCCGGCAGUAUCGCGAUAUCAUCCAGAAGAACUUCACGGAUGUUUAUUUCAACCUGACUCUGAAGACCGUGAUGGGUAUGGAGUGGAUCUACCGCUUUUGUCCGCAGGCAUCCUUCGUGAUGAAAACAGACUCUGACAUGUUUGUCAACACCUACUAUCUGACCGAACUGCUCCUGAAGAAAAAUAGAACAACUCGGUUUUUCACCGGCUUCUUAAAACUGAACGAAUACCCAAUCAGGAAAAGGUACAAUAAGUGGUUUGUCAGUAAAUUCGAAUAUCCGUGGGACAAGUACCCGCCCUUUUGCUCCGGCGUUGGCUAUGUUUUCUCCAGCGAUGUGGCGGGCCAGGUGUACAACGUUGCUGAAAGUGUCCCGUUCAUUAAACUGGAAGAUGUCUUUGUGGGGCUCUGCCUGGAAAAACUGCAAAUCAAACUGGAGGAACUUCACUCCAAGCAGACUUUCUUCCCCAAUGGGUUACCCUUCACCAUAUGCCGUUACAAGAAGAUCGUGGCCUGCCAUUAUAUCAAGCCUCACGAUAUCCUGAUGUAUUGGCGGGCCCUGGAAAGUUCCCUGGAAGAAGAGUGUCCAGAUAUCUGA
Molecule: messenger RNA, 936 nt
Organism: Physeter macrocephalus (sperm whale)
Lineage: Eukaryota; Metazoa; Chordata; Mammalia; Artiodactyla; Physeteridae
Gene: B3GALT5
Product: beta-1,3-galactosyltransferase 5
Exons: 1
Coding region: 1-936 (311 amino acids)
Cellular component (GO): endoplasmic reticulum; Golgi membrane
Molecular function (GO): N-acetyl-beta-D-glucosaminide beta-(1,3)-galactosyltransferase activity
Source: RefSeq, a predicted model, not a curated record